AUGUACUAUAAUCAAUCUAAUCCAGUUUACGUCUUUGUUCCUUGCUAUAUUCCUUAUUAAAUCCCUCCUGUUCCUAAAUUUGAUAUAACAAAAGAAGAAUAGCAUUCAGAUAGUGAAAAAGAACAAACUAAAACUAUUUAAGAAGAAGUUCAAACUAAUGCUAGUGGUAUUGUUAGAGGUAAAGGUUAAUUGUGGACAGAAGAAGAAAUUAAUAAUUUAGUUUCAUAUUAUAAGAAAUAUAAUGGAAAUUGGAAAUUCGUAAUCAAACAUCUUAAAGGGAGAAAUAUUUCUUAAUGUUCUUAAAAAUAUAGAAAACUUAUUGAUUAAGAAAAGAGAACUAAAAAGAAAUGGACUAUUGAGGAGGAUAAAAUACUUUUAGAAUCCUUUGCUGAAUUUGGAAAACAAUGGAUUAAGAUUAGUUAAAGUAUUAUCUCAUAUUUAAAUUCUUAGAAUUGCCAGGUCGUACUUCUAAACAAGUCAGAGACAGAUAUGUUAAUUAAAUAGAUCCAGCCAUAAAUCGAGAUCAUUGGACUGAUGAAGAAGAUGAGAAAAUCCUUUAGGAAUUCAAAAAAGGUGGAGCUAGAUGGGCAAUCAUCUCUAAAAUGCUCAAUAAUAGAUCAGUAUAAUAUAAUUUUUAUUUUAGGAAAAUCAAGUGAAAAAUCGUUUUUAUUACACUAUCUUGAAAAAGUAUCAAGGAGAGCAACAUCCAUAUCUAAAAGUUCAAGAAUGA
Messenger RNA from Paramecium primaurelia, 730 nucleotides. The record is from the annotation of a GenBank genome assembly. NCBI's taxonomy places the organism in Eukaryota, Ciliophora, Oligohymenophorea, Peniculida, Parameciidae.